Molecule: messenger RNA, 2252 nt
Organism: Saprolegnia parasitica CBS 223.65
Lineage: Eukaryota; Oomycota; Saprolegniomycetes; Saprolegniales; Saprolegniaceae
Product: NEK protein kinase
Exons: 11
Coding region: 1-2223 (740 amino acids)
Biological process (GO): protein phosphorylation
Molecular function (GO): ATP binding; protein kinase activity
Source: RefSeq, a predicted model, not a curated record
AUGGAUGCGAGGCGCGGCUUUAUCACCUUGUCGCUCGUGCGAUUCGAGCACAAAACAUGUGUUUCUGUUAUCCGUACUACUCUGCAAAGCGUCGCGGCGGAUCGGGAAAGAUCGGGUUGCAUGGAGGCGUUUAGCGAUGCGCAGGUCGCUCUCUUCGCGUCCGGCGGCGCGCUCACCGACUACGCAAUCCUCAAGCCCAUCGGCAAGGGCAAGUUCUCGGUCGUCUACCGCGCCAAGCGCAUGGCCGACGACGUGCUCGUCGCGCUCAAGAAGAUUGCGAUCGACGUCAUGGACAAGCGGGCGCGCGAGAAGACGCUCAAAGAGGUCCGGCUCGUGCAGUCAGUGCAUCAUCCCAACAUCAUCCAGUAUCUCGAUGCGUUCAUUGCGGGCAACGAGCUCUGCAUUGCCUUCGAGUGGGCCGAAGCGGGCGACCUCAAGCGACAGAUUCGAAAGGCCAACGAGAAGGACACGCGCUUUGAUGAGCGACUCGUGUGGAAGUACUUUGCACAAAUCGCCGCCGCGAUCGACCACAUGCACACGCACCGCAUCAUGCACCGGGACAUCAAACCCGCGAAUAUCUUUCUCACGUCGUCGGGCCAGGUCAAAGUCGGCGAUCUCGGGCUCGGUCGCCAUUUGAGUGAAAACACGAUGGAGGCCCACUCUAAGGUGGGUACGCCGCUGUACAUGUCGCCCGAAGUGCUGCGCGGCGACGGCUACGACUGGAAGUGCGACGUUUGGUCGCUCGGUUGCAUCCUGUACGAACUCGCAAUGCUUCGGUCGCCGUUCAAAUCCGAGGGACUCAACCUCUACGGUCUCUUCCAAAAGGUCAACAAGGGCGAGUACGACCCCGUCUCGGACAUCUACAGUGACGCACUCCGGUCCCUCGUGACGCAAAUGCUGUCGUUGAACGCCAACGACCGCCCGACGAUGGCUGCGAUCUGCGCCGUGAGCAGCGCGUGCCACGAAUCCCGCGCGGUGCCCAAGAUCCACCCGCGCCCAGCAAGCGUCGACAACCAAAAAGAACCGACUACUACUACGUCGAGCCGGCAGUCGACUCCCAACAACAAUAUGUCGGCAACCCCCGAGAGUAGUCCCCGCGUCGACGAUACGGCCACGACCAUGUACCUCAUGGAUGCCGUGUACGAGAAGCUCACGCUGCUGCAAUGCAACCUACACACGCUUCAAGUGCCCCUUACACGCAUCUACUUUGCGCAGGCCAGUCGCCACCCGCAACAGUGGACACAUGCCCUGCGGCUCUUGCAGUGGCUCUUCUCUAAGCUCGAGGUGACACUGGACGUAGCGCUCGACGACCCAUUGGAACCGCCGCUGCGACAAGCGACCGCGGUGCUCAUCGCUGUGGGCCGCCUCGGGUGCGACGCAGCAGCGACGCUCUCUCCGUCGUCGAUGCUUGCGGGACACGGCCUUGCGCUCUGCACCGCACUCGACGCACUCUGUACCAAGGCCCUGCGCCCCCUUGUGACGACCCGACACCCGAUCAAAGACAACGACGACGACGACUGCGCCGAUGACAAUCACCUCGAGUGGCAAGUGGACGACGAGUCGACGGCCCUCGCUUCGUCGGCCGACGAUAACGACUACGACGACUAUGCCGUCUAUCGCGUCGGCGCAGCUCCCGACGCCCCCGAGGCCACACCCGCGAUCGACCCCGUCGCGUGGUCGCUCGAGGUUCAAAAGAACGCGCCGCGAAUACGGUCGUCUCUCGCGGCCGCCUACAACCAAGCACCGCCAUGGCACGAUCACGUCACGGCACUGCAGUCGUUCGUACACAAGACGCCAGUUGAGGACGUACAGAGCCUGCGCGCACUGCCAACCCGACUCCACGACGAUUUGGAUCGAGUGCAGCUCAGAGAAAAGACACUCAACAACGUGCUCUUGUCGGACCGCAGUGUGUACCAGCGCCUCUUUGAUGCACAGAUCCACUUGUCGUCUCGCUUGCAGACCAAAGAGCACAAGCGCAAAUCGCUCGAUACCGAGCUCACAACGCUUCAAACGUCCUUGGCCACCACCAAGUCGACGCUGCAUACGGUCAACGACAAGCUCACGGACGUGAGCCAGCUCACGGGUCUCCGGGCUGCGCUGACAACCCUCCGCGCCGACAUCCACAGCAUGGAGCUCACAUUGGAGCUCCAGCAGCGAGCGCUCUUGCAGGCCCAAACCAACGCCCAGACGCGGCAACGAAGACUGCACACCGUCUCGUAUUAAGGCGACGAAAAUGAAAACGGAUCGUGCGG